AAAUAAUAUAUGAAAACUUAUGCAAAUAAGAUCAGCGAGUAAGGAGCACAAACAAAACCCACCCUACUCUCCCUCCACUUUUGGUGCACAAACAAACAAACAAUUUUGGAGCCUUUAAACGGAGUAUAGUAUUCUUCUGCUAGUUCAGCCGCCGCCGCCAUUUAUGGGGUUUCUUUUCAAAGCUUAGCUCUUGUUUUCCCUCUAAUUGCAAGAUAUGGGUCUGCUUCUUGCUUCAGCUGUUAAUGGUGGAAGGAACCUUUCUAAGCUCCACUCGUCUUUUUCUCCUUAUUUUAAUUACAUUUCUACCCGCAUAGAAGCUUUAAGUGAGAAUUCAAUGUCUGUGAGGGGAAAUCGAAAAUCCUAUCCUCGCUUCAAUAAUGUUGAUGAUGCUCUGACUUUGUUUCACAAGAUGAUUGUGGAGCACCCGAAGCCUUCCAUUGUUGAAUUCACUAAAUUAUUAAGAGCCAUUGUUGGAAUGAUUAUUCUUUCAACAUCUUGAUUAAUUGCUUUUGUCGACUUGAUCGAAUUGAUUCUGGGUUUUCUGUUGUGGGCAAAAUGUUGAAGCUAGGUGUUAAACCUAAUGUUGUUACUUUUUCCACUUUGAUUAGGGGACUUUGUAAUCGAAGUAAGAUUUUUGAGGCUGUGAGUUUGUUUGAUGAAAUGAUUGAGAAAGGGUAUCAACCUGAUUUAAUUGUUUACACUACAGUACUGGAUGGGGUGUGUAAAACUGGGAAUACUGAUGGAGCUAUUAGGUAUCUAAGGAUGAUGGAAGAAAGAGGUUUCGAACCUGAUGUUGUAGCAUAUAGCACUGUCCUUGACUGUCUUUGUAAGAAGGGCUUGCUAAAGGAGGCUCAUGAUCUCUUCUUCGAAAUGAUAAAGCAAGGCAUUAAGCCUAAUGUCGUCACAUAUAGUAUAUUGAUCGAUGCGCUUUGCAAGCAAGGAAUGAUAUCUAAAGCCGAAGAUAUUGUUGGCAUAAUGACAAAGCAAGGCAUUAAGCCUAAUGUUGUCACAUAUGGUAUAUUCAUCGAUACUCUUUGCAAGAUGGGGGAGGUUUCUAAAGCCGAAGUUGUUGUUGACGUGAUGAGAAAGCAAGGCAUCAAACCUAAUGUUGUCAUGUAUAGUACAUUGAUAGAUUCGCUUUGCAAGAAUGGUAUGGUUUCUGAAGCUGAAUUUAUUGUUGGCACGAUGAGAAAGCAAGGCGCUGAACCUAAUGUUAUCACGUAUAAUAUAUUGAUGGAUUCACUUUGCAAGAAUAGUAUGGUUUCUGAAGCUGAAGAUAUUUUUGGCAGAAUGAGAAAGCAAGGCAUUGAGCCUGAUGUUGUCACAUACAACACUCUGAUGCAAGGUAUGUUUCAGUUAAGGAGAGUUUCAAAUGCAUAUGAACUUUGGAGAAAGAUGCUUGCUUCUGGACAAGUUCCAAAUCUGGUGACCUAUUUGAUUUUGCUGGAUGGUUUAUGCAAAAAUGGGAAACUCGAAAUGGCAUUGAAAGUUUUUCAAGAUAUGCGGAAUAGUGGGUUGCAACUCGAUACCAUCUUUUAUACCAUCCUAAUUGAUGGCUUGUGCAAAGCUGGGCAUAUCGAAGUUGCAAAGGAAUUAUUUUGUCAACUCUCAGUCAGUGGUCUAGAACCCAGCGUUUACACAUAUUGCAUAAUGAUUAAUGGAGUGUGUAAAGAGGGAUUGCCAGAUGAAGCAUACCGGUUGUUUAAGAGCAUGGGAGAUAAUGAUUGUUUGCCUAACAGUUGCUGUUAUAAUGUAAUGAUCCGGGGAUUUUUUCGAAAUGACUAUACCACAACUUCUUACGGAAAUGGUCGGUAAGGGCUUUUCGGCAGAUUUGUACACUUCCAACUUAUUUUUGGAUCACAUCUUACAAUCUGGUGAAUCUAUCUUGAUCUGAAAUGUUUCACAUGAUUGUCACUUGUAAAUUUGAAUCAGUUUGUUCAUAAACACUUGUAUAUAAUCAGUUUAGUUGAUGAUGUACUUUGAAGAUUAAGGAUGAAUGAAACAAAUCUUAUACACCGUGUUUCACUUCUCA
Gossypium raimondii (Peruvian cotton) is the source of this 2032-nucleotide messenger RNA. RefSeq names its product pentatricopeptide repeat-containing protein At1g62930, chloroplastic-like. NCBI's taxonomy places the organism in Eukaryota, Viridiplantae, Streptophyta, Magnoliopsida, Malvales, Malvaceae. The record is from RefSeq and is a predicted model, not a curated record. The transcript has a single exon. Bases 556 to 1815 code for a protein of 419 amino acids. Gene Ontology annotation, molecular function: protein binding.